ACCACCUUGCGUGAUGGCACAGGAAACCCAGAGGAGCACAGGUCUAGGAGGUCUCUGAGGUGCUGAGCCACCCCUCUUGCCUUCUCCUCAGAGGCCGUGUGUCUCGAAGGAAGAAACACUAGCAGCUCUGACCUGGGCAGACCUUCAGGGAAGAUGUGGCCACUCCUGCUCUUAUUGGCCUUUCUUCUGCCCCCCGAGGCUGGGACAGAGGACAUCAUCGGGGGACACGAGGCCAAGCCACACUCCCGCCCCUACAUGGCGUUGGUUCAGUUUGUGGUUAAUGAGAGAAAGAUGAGGUGUGGCGGUGUCCUCCUGCGAAAGGACUUUGUUCUGACAGCUGCUCACUGCUGCGGAAGCUCAAUCAACGUGACCCUGGGGGCCCACAACAUCCAGGAGCAGGAGAGGACCCAGCAGGUCAUCCCCGUGAGAAGAGCCAUCUGCCACCCAGACUAUAAGAACUUCUCCAAUGACAUCAUGUUACUAAAGCUGGAGAGAAAGGCCAAGCAGACUACAGCUGUGAGGCCCCUCAGCCUGCCUGGGGGCAAGGCCCAGGUGAGGCCUGGACAAGUGUGCAGUGUGGCCGGCUGGGGGAGAGUCUCAAUGAAUACUUUAGCAACCACUCUGCAGGAGGUGGAGCUGACCCUGCAGCAGGAUCGCGAGUGUGAGUCCUGCUUCCCCCGCUAUUACAGAGGGGCCUCCCAGAUCUGUGUAGGUGACCCGAAGAAGAAGAAGAGCAGCUUCAAGGGGGACUCCGGUGGCCCCCUCGUCUGUAAUAAGGUGGUCCAGGGUAUUUUCUCCUAUGGACAAAACAAUGGGACCCCUCCAGGAGUCUUCAUGAAGGUCUCACACUUCCUGCCCUGGAUAAAGAGAACAAUGAAGCGCCUCUAACAGCAGGCCUGAGGCUGCCCUUCU
Messenger RNA from Ceratotherium simum simum (southern white rhinoceros), 912 nucleotides. Its product is annotated as granzyme H-like. The record is from RefSeq and is a predicted model, not a curated record. Lineage: Eukaryota; Metazoa; Chordata; Mammalia; Perissodactyla; Rhinocerotidae. Gene Ontology annotation, biological process: proteolysis. Gene Ontology annotation, cellular component: intracellular membrane-bounded organelle; cytoplasm. Gene Ontology annotation, molecular function: serine-type endopeptidase activity.